Molecule: messenger RNA, 1523 nt
Organism: Drosophila willistoni
Lineage: Eukaryota; Metazoa; Arthropoda; Insecta; Diptera; Drosophilidae
Exons: 3
Coding region: 253-1029 (258 amino acids)
Cellular component (GO): mitochondrion
Source: RefSeq, a predicted model, not a curated record
AAUGUUUAUCACUAAUCAGCAGAUACUUGUUGUUGCCGUUGCCGGUCGUCUCGUAUUUUAUAAGGCCUUAUAAAAUAUUUAUACAAAAAAUUAUUAAAAUUCACAGUGAAAGUAGUACUAGUCAAUAUAUUUCUAAUAAUCCAAACACCAAAAGAAGAAAACGGCUCAGUUUCAAAGAGGUUAAUAGCAGAAACUGCGGGAAUACCAUAUACAUAUAACCAUAACUGAUCUUGUGCAGCAACAGGCCGAACCAUGGCAACAGUGGCCUUGCUAGCACGGUUUUUGGGAAACAAUCCCUUGAAACAGCGGAAUUUUGUGUGUCUGCGGAUGUUACAAAGGCAAUCCAGCUUCUCUUUGUGCCACAGCCAUAGCCAGAGUCAUGCACGAUGUCUGAGUCUAAGUCUAAGGUCCAACUUCAGUUGCAGCUCCUGUAACAGUCCUGGUGAUCAUAAUAAUAGCAGGAGAAAUAUACUAAGUCCCCUAGUUUCCAGCAAAUUUAGUACUAAAUCAUCAAGCACGCAAUGCCAUAAACCGGAGACAAAGAAUUCAUCCCCGGCAAGCCCAUCUACCACGGAAAAUGAUCUCUUUGGUGAAGCGGCUAAUAUGGGUCUCUUUGCCAAAUUUAAGCACAUGUAUAAACAAUAUUGGUAUGUUUUGAUACCAGUUCAUGUGGUGACGUCUAUUGGAUGGUUUGGUGGCUUCUACUAUUUAUCCAAAAGUGGUGUAGAUAUUCCAGCAUUGCUCCAAUAUAUCCCCCUGAGUGAGAGCGCCCUAGAAAGCAUUCAGGGAUCCGAUAUGGGCCACUAUGCUUUUGCCUAUUUGUUUUAUAAAUUGAUGACACCUGUGCGUUAUGCAUUAACUUUAGGCUGCACCACUGUUUCCAUAAAGUAUCUAGUUCAACGAGGCUACAUCAAACCGAUACCCACCAGAAAUGAAUUGAUCAAAAUGUAUGAAGAUAAGAAAGCCACACGUGCUAGCGCCAAAGCGGAUAAGGCAGAAAAGGCCGAAAAAGAGAAAAAUCGCAAAUGAUGUCGCCAUUUAGAUGGGCGGCAUGCCGACGAUCCUGGAUCCUGAUAUUGAUAGUUGUUACUGCCGAUCAUAGUGUUUUUUCCAGCUUUAAGAUUACCAGUUCGACUUGUUGUUGCCUUUUGUUAAUUAGUUAAACUGUAUAAGCUUUCAACUGGAGCUGGGCAAAUGGUUGGCCUUGUCUCUUGGUUUUGGAUCGAUUGUUCCAAGACUGACUCUGCAGAUUUGCAUAAUUUCAACUUUAACAUAUACUUACACCUAAAAAAUAUUUUCAUAGUUUUUGACCCGCCCUCUUCUACCUGCCUGUUGUUUAGUUAUGAAAUCACAAAGGCCGCGGCUACACAAAUAAUAUUCAUACUGAAAAGUGUAAUUGUUACAUAUAUGCAAUAUUAUAUAUAUUUUGUAAAAUUAAAUAUAGAAUGACAAUGUUGUCUAAUGUGUGAGUAAAACUUAACAUUUAUUAAAUGAGAAAAUAAAAUUAAGAAAUAACCGUUGAA